Molecule: messenger RNA, 1122 nt
Organism: Diutina rugosa
Lineage: Eukaryota; Fungi; Ascomycota; Pichiomycetes; Serinales; Debaryomycetaceae
Exons: 1
Coding region: 1-1122 (373 amino acids)
Biological process (GO): regulation of dephosphorylation; regulation of signal transduction
Cellular component (GO): cytosol
Molecular function (GO): protein phosphatase 2A binding
Source: RefSeq, a predicted model, not a curated record
AUGGCGGACGAUCUCUCCAACCUCACCGUGGGCGAACGGUUCCUUAGAGAUACCCGCGUCUUCCGUGAGCUUAUCGACCACCCGAGCGGGCGUCAGGACACCCCCGAGGCCCAGAAACGGUUGUGGGACUUGUACCAGGAGUUUGCUCUCGUGGGGCAAAUCAUCGACCGCCUCCAUCUCUUCAGUGAUAACGAGGGGAUCGAUGAGGUGACGACGUCGUAUCUCCCCUUCCUCAAUUGCCCCUACUACGGGGCCCGGGUGGCGAGCCAAUUGAUGGUGAAUCUCGCCACCGGCACUGACGCCGGCGUCGCCCAGAAGCCGGCGGCCCUCGCCACCGCCAAACGGCUCUACGUGAGGUUUCUUAUCGAGUGUCUGAACUACCACCUACUUAACCAGGACCAACAGCGGCGCAUAGACUCGUUCAAACUGCUGUACGACCCGCUGGCGGCGGAGUUGGCAGGGCCCGCCAACCCGAUGGCGCGACGCCAGCAAAAGAUCGACAACUACAAACAGGCGCGGCAACUUGAGGCUAAGCUCAACAUUCUUGACGAUUACUAUAAGCCCGGCGACGAGUCGUUCGGCAAUUUGGACGAGCUGGUGGUGCGCCAGGUGUUUUUGGACCAGAUCCAGUACCAUAUCCUCAAUGCCUUUUCCAACUUAGAGCUGGUGGCGAUGGAGUUGGAAGUGCUCGGUAACAUCCCCGACCACGCCGACGUCUCGAGCAAGCAACAACUACAGCAGCAGCAGCAGCAGCCGUCGGCACCCGAAGACCCCACUGGGUACACCCCGCGCGUCGAGUCCAUCAGCCACCACGCCACCCCCGGCGAUCUCCUUUCCCGCCAGGGGAAGAUUCUCCGUCCCUUCACCAUCACUCUGGACCGCAACCAACUUAAGCUGAAAGUGUUUGGCACCGGUCAGGUGCUCCCGCUGAUGACGGUGGAGGAGUACUUGGACUGGGAGCUUAAAAACGGCAAGAUGGCCGCCGAAGACCCCAACGGAAUGAAACAGGAGGUCGACAGCGACGAGUACGAUCUGGACGAGGAGCGGGAACAGCGGGCGUGGGACGACUGGAAGGACGCCAACCCGAAAGGGGCGGGGAACAUCAAGGGCAACAUCGGAUAA